UAUCUACAUUAUGUCGCUGUUUCCUGCAUUUAGGUCAGAUUUAAAUGAUGACAGUUCUGAUCAAAAUAAAAAUACAGAUCUGGAAUGGUUGAAUAACUCUAGUUUCAGAAGUGUGGACGCUCUCUCUCUACACCAACGUAUCAUCAACACCGACUCGCCAGAUACACGCACCAGUGUGCAGAACUCUGAUGAUGAUGAAGUCAGGUUAAAGAAGAAGAGGAAGAAAGAGAAGAAAGAGAGAAAGAAGAAUAAGAAGGAGAAGAAGAAGCGCAGCAGAGCUUCAGAGAGCAGCGACUCCGACACAGUUUAUCCCAGUGACCUGCUCAAGCAACAACCCCAGACUCCCCCCCGAUCAGAGGAUCAGAAGAAUGUGGACGGUGUUCUGUGGCUGGAUGAUCUGCAGGAUCCGAGUGAUCGAUUAUUUUACGUGGACAGGAAGUCGGACCCUGCAAACUGGGAGUACAGGUCACUGUACAGAGCUCACAUCUCCAGGUACAGGAGGAAGGGCGGCUCUGCGCUGGGAUUGGACAGCAGGACUCAGGCAGUGUUUUGGGAAGACUCCGCCCCCGAAAAGAAACGCAAGGAGAAGAGAGAGGAGCGCUAUUUCUCUCCGUCCAAUCGGCAAGCGCUCCGAUCUGAAGCUCCGCCCACACUCACUCUCCCGGCUCCUCCCCCCGACCACACCCCUCAGACAUUCAUCCCUAUACCACCCUGUAUGGAGGAGUCAGGCUCCGCCCCUCACACACACGCCCGCUCCGAUCCUCUGGGCGUGUACGACCCCGCCACCCUGCUGUGGAGCGAGGGCAAAGGUCAGCCAGAGAUCAAAGGCGAGGAGCAGCCACGCCCUCUUGGCUGCUUAACGGGGCGUGUUGAGGAGUUUAACAGGAGACUGAGGGAGAAUCCUACAGAUGCUCAGCUGUGGAUCGACUUCAUUCACUUCCAGGAUGAAGUUGGUUCCUCCCUCUCGGCCCUUCAGCAGCAGGGGGCGGAGACCGGGCGUGGUCCCAGCAGCGGUUCUGAGCGCGCUCUGUGCGACAGGAAGCUGAGUAUAGCCGAGCGGGCGCUAGAGGCUAACCCGGGCAGCGUGGAUUUGAAGCUGGAGAGGCUCCGGCUGGGCAGGGAAUUAUGGGAUAGCGCCACCCUGCUGAAGGAGUGGAAGAAGCUGGUGUUCAUCCACCCCAACAGUGCCCCCCUGUGGAGGAAAUAUAUCCUGUACACACAGAGCCACUUCUCCUCCUUCUCUGUCUCCAUGGUAACCGGCGUCUACAGGAAGUGUCUGAGCACGCUCAGUGCGGUGCAGGAUGGACAGAUGACGUCACACCCUGCACUGCCGGGCACAGAGAGGGGCAUGCUGGAUGUGUUUGUGUCUCAGUGCCACUUCCUGCGGCAGGUGGGUUACUCUGAGAAAGCUGUCUCACUGUUUCAGGCUCUGCUGGAGUUCACAUUCUACAAACCAGCGAGUGUGAGAGAGCUACCCACCAAACAACAGGUGGAUUUCUUUGAACCGUUCUGGGACAGUGGGGAGCCGCGGGUGGGUGAAAGCGGUGCCAGAGGGUGGAGCGCCUGGAUGAGGCAGCAAGAGAGAGGAGGGUGGAUACAGACACCUGAUCCAGAGGAGGAGGAGGAGGAGGAUCAGGACGAGACUGAGAUCAAAGAUAAAUCUCGUCCUAAAUGGAGAAUCUGGCUCGAUGUGGAGUCACGGAGGGAAGCCAACCACUGGUUGCCAUGGAGACCAGAUAAAUCCAAGGGCCAAUCGGAGGAGGACUGUGAGGAUCCAGACCGGCAGGUGUUGUUCGAUGAUAUCGGACCGUCGCUGAUCCGAGUCGAGACCCCGGAGCUUCGUCUGUGUCUCCUGCUGUCCUUCCUCCACUUCCUGGGUGUGCCUGUAAGCUCCGCCCCUCCGUCCUGCAGCCCCGCCCUGGACGACUCCACCCUCCUGGAUGACCCCGCCCUCGUGGACGAGCCCCUCGACACGGAGCGACCUCUGACCUCCCUCGGCCUCCCGGUGACUGGGGUCAGCACCGUGGGUCACAUGACCUGGCUGCGUGACUCUAAAUGGAGGUGGGCGGGGCUGUGUAAGCAGGGGGAGGAGCUACUGAGGAACGUUGUGGAACAGAUCCUGCCGCUGUUUCCUCCUGAGGAGAGAUCGACCCCGACGCUCUGCUGGAUCCAGCACCACAAACUCAGGGUGUUACGGUGUGUACGCGGCGGUAAUAAGAAGCGGGCGCGGCUGCAAGGGCGGCGCAGUAAGCGAUUAUUGAAGCAGGUCCUGAAGCAGCAGGAGAACCGCUGUAAUUUAUCUCUGUGGCGGGAGUACGCUCACGUCGAGUGGAUUCUGGGUAACGUCGAUGAGGCGCGCCGGGUCUUUGACUCCGCCCUCACAUUGGGUGGCACCUCUGGACUUCGUGACUCCGCCCUCUGUGACCUCUGCUUGCUGUACGCCCAGUUAGAAGUGGAACUGAUGCUCACAGAGAGAACGGCUGUCCCGGAGACCACACCCACAUCCUCUCGCGGGGUGUACGUUCUCACUAAGCUUGCGGAGGGCGCCACCUACAGGCCCUUUGCAGGAGAAGUUAGUGCAGUGUCCAUUCUGAAGGCUCGCAAAGCGUACGAGCGCGCUGUAUCGGAGGGCGGGGCGGGUCAGAAUCCCUCCGCUCUGAUUGGCUGCUUUGGACUGUUUCAGUAUUUAACGGUGGGCGUGGACGCGGCCGAUUGGGUGUUCACUCAGACGAGAGAGAACGUGAAGGGAACGGCGGAGUGUGAGGCGGUGUGUCUCCAGCAUGUGGCGCUGUUACACCAUCACGCCACUGUCAGGAUCUUUCCACUGAGGCGACUCAAAUCAGCGCUGAGCGACGCACUGACCCUGCUGCCCCACAGCGCCACCCUGUGGAGGCUCCACCUACAGGUCGAUACGCACAACUACAGCGCCGCACAGACACGCAGGUUCCUCAACGCCGUCGUCAAGAGCAGCCAGAGUGUCAUACCGCCGCUGUUCACCGUGACAACUGAACAACGGAGGAAAGAGCGAAUAGACGCAGUACUGAGGUCGGGACUUUCAGCCGACGCCCUGCCCAUCUUCCCGGACACAGGCCUUAGCAACCGUAUCCGCUCCCUGUUUGAAGCUGCAGUAGGAACAGAGAGUGGUGCACGCUGCCCCCUGCUGUGGAGGAUGUACAUCAGUUACACGGUGUGUAAUGGAGAUGUAGAGAGAGGAAGAGGAAUCUUCUAUAAAGCGUUACAGAACGUUCCCUGGGUUAAAGCUCUGUACAUGGAUGCUGUGCAGCUGUUUCCUGAUCAGGUUCAGGAGUUUUUGGAUCUUCUGACGGAGAAAGAGCUUCGACUCAGAACCCUGAUGGAAGAAAUUGAUAUUCUGCUGGAGGACUAGAACGUUUCCCAUAAUGCAUCUGGCAUCUCCUCCCAUCCACAGCCAUGCCUCUUAUUUGUACAUUAUUUAUUUUAGUUAUUAAAACAGAUUGAGAGUUUGAAUCUGAA
Molecule: messenger RNA, 3492 nt
Organism: Trichomycterus rosablanca
Lineage: Eukaryota; Metazoa; Chordata; Actinopteri; Siluriformes; Trichomycteridae
Gene: nrde2
Product: NRDE-2, necessary for RNA interference, domain containing
Exons: 14
Coding region: 11-3385 (1124 amino acids)
Biological process (GO): negative regulation of RNA catabolic process; RNA processing; regulatory ncRNA-mediated heterochromatin formation
Cellular component (GO): catalytic step 2 spliceosome
Molecular function (GO): protein binding
Source: RefSeq, a predicted model, not a curated record